AAAAAAAUUAGUAAACCACGGUCAGUGUGUUUCGCCCUGGGGCAGAGUUCUUAGCCAGCCCCUAGCUCUUCACCUAGAUGGCCACCUCCCACAGAGAGGGGAAGCCUUGGGGGUUCAGUGGCUUCUGGUUUACCUCCAGCCCACAUAAACACCAUAUACCCCCUGGGCAGGUAUGUAAGAAGCCCCCAGUGACAAUGGGGGACCCCCCCCAGAGCCUGCCCGCUCCACCCACUCACAUCCCCUCAAGGUAGAAAAGCAGCCAGAGAGGCCUGAGCUUCAGGGACUGAAGAAGCGGGAGCCAGGCAGCAUUUCCCUCAAUCUGCUCCUCUGCCCAGCCAUGGGGACUUUCAAUCUGUGGACAGAUUACCUGGGCCUAGCAAGCCUGGUUGGGGCUCUGCAUGAGGAAGAAGAGCCUGAUGUCAGGCUGGAGCCCAAGCCAGAGCCCAAGCCAAGCCCAGAAAGCCAGAAGGCCAGCAAGGGAUCCUCAGCAGCUCCUGAACGCCUGUGCUCCUUCUGCAAGCACAAUGGCGAGUCCCGUGCCAUCUACCAAUCCCACGUCCUGAAGGAUGAGGCCGGCCGGGUGCUGUGUCCCAUUUUGAGGGAUUAUGUGUGUCCCCAGUGUGGGGCCACUCAGGAGCAUGCCCACACUCGACGCUUCUGCCCACUCACCGGCCAGGGCUACACUUCUGUCUACUGCUACACCACCCGGAAUUCUGCAGGCAAAAAGCUGACCCGGCCUGACAAGGCAAAGUCACAGGAUGCUGGCCACCGCCCUGGAGGAGAAACAGCAGCAGGUGUCUAUGCAGGUUCCAAAAGUGGCAGGAAGCCCUCUGGACCUUCACCCUCGGCCUGAAGUCCCUCCACUACGGCCUAGGAGCUUGGAGUGGGGAGGGCGAUGGGGUACUCUUGCCAAGGCGUGCUGGAGACUGGACCUUGCUUAAAGGCACUGAGGCUGGCUAGUCUUGUUGGAGAUCGCCAGCCUCCCCCCCGCCCCCCAGUUCUGCUUGCGCUGUUGCAACAGCACCCAAUAAAUGGUGAAGAGUGGA
Alexandromys fortis (reed vole) is the source of this 1046-nucleotide messenger RNA. It is a transcript of the gene Nanos3, whose product is annotated as nanos C2HC-type zinc finger 3. NCBI's taxonomy places the organism in Eukaryota, Metazoa, Chordata, Mammalia, Rodentia, Cricetidae. Gene Ontology annotation, cellular component: perinuclear region of cytoplasm. The record is from RefSeq and is a predicted model, not a curated record. Gene Ontology annotation, molecular function: mRNA binding; zinc ion binding. The transcript is spliced from 2 exons. Gene Ontology annotation, biological process: negative regulation of translation; oogenesis.